AUGGGCAACGCGGCCGGUAGCGCCGAGCAGCCCGCGGGCCCCACCGCAUCGCCCCCCAAACAGCCCGCAGCUCCCAAGCAGCCGAUGCCCGCGGUGGGAGAGCUGGAGGAGCGGUUCAAUCGGGUCCUGAACUGCAUGAACUUGCCCCCGGACAAGGUGCAGCUGCUGAGCCAGUAUGACAAUGAGAAGAAGUGGGAGCUCAUCUGUGACCAGGAGCGGUUUCAAGUCAAGAACCCCCCUGGAGCAUAUAUCCAGAAGCUGAAGAGCUACCUGGAUACGGGUGGGGCCAGCCGGAAGGUGGCAACUGAUUGGAUGCCCAACUUGGGGUUUAAGAGGCGAGUUCAGGAGUCUACACAGGUGCUGCGUGAACUGGAGAUCUCCCUGAGGACAAACCACAUUGGGUGGGUGCGGGAAUUCCUCAGCGAGGAGAACCGUGGCCUGGAUGUGCUGCUCGAGUACCUGGCCUUUGCCCAGUGCUCCCUCACGUAUGACAUGGAGAGCACAGGCACAGACAAUGGGGCCCCCAACUCCGAGAAGAGCAAGCCCCUGGAGCAGUCGAUGGAGGAUCUCAGCAAGGGAUCCCCCUCAUCCUGCCCACCACAGCCCAAGAGUCGCCACCUGACCAUUAAGCUGACUCCAGCUCACAGCAGGAAAGCUCUGAGGAAUUCCCGGAUCGUCAGCCAGAAGGAUGAUGUUCACGUCUGCAUCAUGUGCUUACGUGCCAUCAUGAACUACCAGUCUGGCUUCAGUCUCGUCAUGAACCACCCAGCCUGUGUCAAUGAGAUUGCUUUGAGUCUCAACAACAAGAACCCCAGAACCAAGGCUCUGGUGCUGGAGCUGCUGGCAGCUGUGUGCCUGGUGCGGGGUGGACAUGACAUCAUCCUUGCGGCCUUUGACAACUUCAAGGAGGUGUGUGGGGAGCAGCACCGCUUUGAGAAGCUGAUGGAAUAUUUCCGGAAUGAAGACACCAACAUUGACUUCAUGGUGGCCUGCAUGCAAUUCAUCAACAUUGUGGUACACUCAGUGGAGAAUAUGAACUUCCGUGUCUUCCUGCAAUAUGAGUUCACUCACCUGGGCCUGGACCUAUACUUGGAGACUCUGCGGCUGACCGAGAGCGACAAGCUGCAGGUGCAGAUCCAGGCGUACCUGGACAAUGUUUUUGAUGUGGGCUCACUGUUGGAGGACACGGAGACCAAGAACGCGGUGCUGGAGCACAUGGAGGAGCUGCAGGAGCAGGUGACCACGCUGACAGAGAAGCUUCGUGACGCGGAGAACGAAUCCAUGGCCAAGAUUGCCGAGCUGGAAAAGCAGCUAAGCCAGGCCCGCAAGGAGCUGGAGACCCUCCGGGAGCGCCAAAGCGAGUCUACAGCCGCAAAUGCCCCGAAGUGUUCCCCGGAGCCUGAGAAGGUGCCACCCUUCACCUCGGCUCGGCGGCCCUCGGCCAUUGAGCUGAAGGUGGAGGAGCUGGAAGAGAAGGGAUUGAUCCGUGUCCUGCGGGGGCCAGGAGAUGCUGUCUCCAUUGAGAUUCUCCCUGUUGCUGUGGCAACUCCAAGCAGCGAUGACGUCCCAGCUCCCGGGGUGGUGGCCAGCGGCGCCCCCAGCCCAGAUCUCCCACCAGCGGCAGAAACAGCUCCAGGAACAGUGUCCACGCCUCCACCCCCGCCCCCGCCCCCACUUCCAGGCAUCAACCUCCCACAGGAAGCCCCACCCUCAGUGCCCCCGGAUGCCCCACCACUCCCUGCCUGUUCAGACGUCCCACCUGCGCCUCCCCUCCCUGGAGUACAGCCACCCCCACCUCCGCCACCACCGCCGCCACCCUUGGGCACCGAUGGACCUGUGCCACCGCCACCCCCACCACCUCCGGGAGGACCCCCUGAUGCCCCUGGAGGGCCUGGCCUCGAGAUGGGCCCAGGAGUUAAAGCCAAGAAGCCCAUCCAGACCAAGUUCCGAAUGCCGCUCUUAAACUGGGUGGCCCUGAAACCCAACCAGAUCACGGGCACUGUCUUCACGGAGCUCAAUGACGAGAAGGUGUUGCAGGAACUGGACAUGAGUGACUUUGAGGAGCAUUUCAAGACCAAGUCCCAAGGCCCCAGCUUGGACCUUAGUGCCCUCAAGGGCAAAGCAUCUCAGAAGGCCCCCACCAAGGCAACACUCAUUGAGGCCAACAGGGCCAAGAACCUGGCCAUCACCUUGCGCAAGGGGAACUUGGGCGCUGACCGCAUCUGCCAGGCCAUUGAGACGUACGACCUGCAGACCCUUGGCCUGGAUUUCCUGGAGCUGUUGACCCGCUUCCUGCCCACGGAGUAUGAACGCAGCCUCAUUGCACGCUUCGAGCGGGAGCAGAGGCCAAUGGAGGAGCUGUCGGAGGAAGACCGCUUCAUGCUGCGCUUCAGCCGGAUUCCACGUUUGCCUGAGCGCAUGUCGACACUCACCUUCCUGGGCAACUUCCCGGACACGGCCCAAAUGCUCAUGCCGCAACUGAACGCCAUCAUUGCAGCCUCAAUGUCCAUCAAGUGCUCAGACAAACUCCGCCAGAUCCUGGAGAUCGUCCUGGCCUUUGGCAACUACAUGAACAGCAGCAAACGUGGAGCAGCCUAUGGCUUCCGACUGCAGAGUCUGGACGCGCUACUGGAGAUGAAGUCAACUGACCGCAAACAGACACUACUGCAUUACCUGGUGAAGGUCAUCGCAGAGAAGUACCCCCAGCUCAUGGGCUUCCACAGUGACCUGCACUUCCUGGACAAGGCAAGCGCAGUGUCCCUGGACAGUGUCCUGGGGGACGUGCGCUCCCUGCAGCGAGGUCUGGAGUUGACUCAGAAGGAGUUUAUGCGACAGGAUGACUGCCUGGUGCUCAAGGAGUUCCUGAGGGCCAACACACCCACUAUGGACAAACUCCUGGCAGACAGCAAGACGGCUCAGGAGGCCUACGAGUCCGUGGUGGAGUAUUUCGGGGAAAAUCCCAAGACCACCUCCCCCUCCAUGUUCUUUUGCCUCUUCAGCCGUUUCAUCAAGGCGUACAAGAAAGCCGAGCAGGAAGUGGAACAGUGGAAGAAAGAAGCAGUUGCCCAGGAGGCAGGCAUGGAUGCCCCCGGCAAAGGGGAGCCCUCAGCCCCCAAGUCCCCCCCCAAGGCCCGGCGGCAGCAGAUGGACCUCAUCUCAGAGCUGAAGCGGAAGCAGCAGAAGGAGCCACUCAUCUAUGAGAGUGACCGCGAUGGGGCCAUUGAAGACAUCAUCACAGUGCUCAAGACGGUGCCCUUCACGGCCCGCACCGGCAAGCGGACAUCCCGGCUCCUCUGUGAGGCCAGCCUGGGAGAGGAGAUCCCCCUCUAG
This is a messenger RNA of Elephantulus edwardii (Cape elephant shrew), 3330 nucleotides long. It is a transcript of the gene FMNL1, whose product is annotated as formin-like 1. The record is from RefSeq and is a predicted model, not a curated record. Gene Ontology annotation, biological process: cortical actin cytoskeleton organization; regulation of cell shape; cell migration. Lineage: Eukaryota; Metazoa; Chordata; Mammalia; Macroscelidea; Macroscelididae. The coding region runs from base 1 to 3330 and encodes 1109 amino acids. Gene Ontology annotation, molecular function: actin filament binding; small GTPase binding. Gene Ontology annotation, cellular component: cytosol. The transcript has 26 exons.